Messenger RNA from Tripterygium wilfordii, 1245 nucleotides. RefSeq lists its product as uncharacterized. The transcript has 5 exons. The coding region runs from base 301 to 1047 and encodes 248 amino acids. NCBI's taxonomy places the organism in Eukaryota, Viridiplantae, Streptophyta, Magnoliopsida, Celastrales, Celastraceae. The record is from RefSeq and is a predicted model, not a curated record.
GGGGUUCAGCUUCGAUCUGUUGAACCCAAAAGAGAGGAAUUCCUGCUUUUCAUCUUCUGCAGAAGCGAACAAAACGUCAUAUAGAAAGACGUGGCAAGGUUGCAUUUUCAUGUGGCGGGGGAUGACUGAAUCGUAAUUUCGAGAAACCCAUAAGUUCCUUUCACGCGAGUUGUAUGGCCACAAUGUCCAUGCUUAGAAGCUACCCUCUCUGCCAUCCUUAUCCCCUCUCUAAACCCUACUCUCGGAUCCCUCUCUCCAGGUCUCUCUCAGUUGUUUCUUCAAAGUUGUCUGUGUUGUUAGAUGGAAGGGAGUGAAAUUACGGAGCAAAACCAAGUGAAGAAGAAAAUAUUUGUGGCUGGGGCUACUGGUAGUACCGGCAAAAGAAUCGUGGAGCAGCUGCUGGCUAGGGGUUUUGAGGUCAAGGCUGGAGUUCGUGAUUUGGACAAAGCUGGAACGAUCCUUUCCAAAGACAACCCAUCUCUUCAAAUUGUUAAAACGGAUGUAACGGAGGGGGCUGAAAAGCUUGCUGAAACAAUAGGUGAUGAUUCACAGGCUGUGAUAUGUGCCACCGGCUUUCGGCCUGGUUGGGAUUUGUUUGCUCCUUGGAAGGUUGAUAAUUUUGGCACAGUCAAUCUUGUUGAAGCAUGCCGCAAGCUUGGUGUCAAUAGAUUCAUUCUUAUUAGCUCUAUUUUGGUGAAUGGUGCUGCAAUGGGGCAGAUAUUAAAUCCAGCUUACAUCUUUCUCAAUGUUUUUGGACUCACUUUAGUGGCAAAACUUCAGGCAGAGCGACAUAUCAGAAAAUCUGGUAUAAACUACACAAUAAUUAGGCCUGGUGGGCUGAGAAAUGAGCCCCCAUCUGGAAGUGUUGUUAUGGAGCCUGAGGAUACUCUUUAUCAAGGUUCCAUAUCUAGAGAUCAAGUUGCAGAAGUUGCUGUUGAGGCGUUAAUCCUUCCAGAAUCCUCGUGUAAAGUUGUAGAGAUAGUUUCUCGGGAUGAGGCUCCUAAACAGCCAUAUAAGAAUCUCUUUGCUUCCAUUAAGCAGACAUGAACUCAAGUUCGAAUGCAGUCAUUUUAUGUUCCUUCCUGCUGAUACUUUGGCAAAAGUAAAGUGCUCCUGUGUUUUGUAAAUUUAAUAAAAGUGUGUCCAAGGGAAGUUUCUCUUAGAUGUUUUUCGGAGAUACAGUUUCAAAGCACUUUGUAGUCGCAUACGGAGCCUUGUUCCAACAUACAGUCAUUUUUUCUGAUU